CCCCUUGCCGCACUUGCUCGUGUUUAGUUCGCGAGACAAGUUGGCGAGCGUAGCUGCGUAUGCAAAUGCCCGACAGACGUCACUCGAUACGGCGCAUGCGCGGCUGCUAUCGCGAGCCAACCAAGUUUUAUCCGCGUCGCGACACGCGAGUCGAGAGUGUCCAGAUUUCCUCCAGAAUCGAGGCAUUGCUCCGUUUCGAGAAAAAUAAAUCGACAAUCCGGAAGGUCGAGAGAGAAAAGACCGAUCGUAGGAUCCCGCACGGAUCAAAGAAGAUCGCAUGUUCGCGGACAGAUCACUGGCCAAUUACGAGCGAACGGAAAGAUACGUCGGAAAUGGCGAACGCGCACGCGAUCGCGCUUCUGCGCUUGCCGACCGAUUUCGAAGAUACGAUCGAACGAAUGAAAAAUCUCCGACUCGAACGUAGUCGUCGAACCGAUCAGAGCCUCGACUCUAUGGAUUCGAGAGCAGCCCGUUUCGUCGGUCGCGAAGGAGCAACAACCGAUCAUCGGACAAAGUUAAAGGAACUCGACAGUCCGAACAACAGGCAGGAGAAGACUCGUAUCGACGAUGCCAACAGCGAUGCCAACGACGAUGCCGACAACGACGGCAACGGCGAUGCUAACGACGCGAACAGCGAGACCGAAAGCGAUCGACACUCUACCGAUCGCUUGAUCGAACGUGGACCGAUGAAAUCGCAGUUUCGCCCACGCGAGCUUCGCGGUCAGCCUUACUGCACGAUCGACAGACGAUUGAUCGAAUCGUCGGAGCAAUUUCUCGAGACGAACGAAAGGUUUCCGUUCGGUUAUCAGAGAGCCGCGGAGAUCGGCAAAGAAAGCAUAGACUUUGGCUUCAGUUUGCCGAGUACCGACAUCGUAGCGAACAAUAUUACCGAGGACGCGGUGUUGGAGUUUAUUUCGCAAGGCAUGUUGCAACCGGCCCAAUACCUCCCCGACAGCAGCUACGCCGCGACGAACGUGGCGCCGAGUGGCAAUUCGCUCCCCUUGGUUCCGAGUGCCGGGAAUCCUGACUCGAGGCACACGAGCUGCGAGCAAUGCGUUCGAACGAAUAAACAACCGAAUCGUCUACACGAGCCGAUCGGUUCUCUCGGGGUAGUCGGCGCGAUAUAUUCGAACUCCUCCUGCUCUCCGUCGAGCAGCUCCUCCGAUUCUCCUUUUUCCUCGCCCUCGAAUCAGUCUUACGGAGAUGCUUCGAGUCCGGUCGGUGUGAAUUUCGAAACGAAUUUCGUCGGUUUGAAUUUCGAAGAUACACUGGCCAAGGAAUUGGACAACUUCUCGCUUUCGAACGACAUCCUUGAAUCGUUGCAACUGAUCGAUGAAGUGAUAAGGGAUAUAGACGAAGAAAAGCGAAACGACGUCGAAGAAUCGCGAGCACCUCGUUCGAUCGAAGCCGAAGAGAUCGGUAAGGCGAACGGUAAGGCGAACGGUAAGGCGAACGGUAAGGCGAACGGUAAGGCGAACGGCAAGAGGAACGGUAAGCCGAACGACACGGCGACGAGCGUCAAUUCGAUCUCGCGUUCGUACUCGUCUAGAGCGAAUUCGAACGUCUCGAAGAUUUAUUGCGCGAGCACGCAACGGCCUGGCGGCGCAUCCGAAUACAGGAUGCCCGAAACCGACGAAACAAAUUCGGGUCGAAUAACAGAGCUAGACGAGAUCGUUCCGAGUUACAACGGUCCGAACAACGGUCAGAAUCCGUUUUUGCAUUUUUUCUCGAAUUUUUCCACUUCCACUUCCACUUCCACUCCGGAGACCAUUUGCGCAGACGAUUACAGCGACGUCGAUGCGCAAUUUGGCGGCUUUCAGGAUCGUUCGAGAGAAAGUAUCGAUGAAUUUCGUACGAGCAAGAUGACCGAUAUCAAAGACGAAACGCAAAUACCGGAAAUGGUUGCCUCUUUCGAGACUGCUGGUACCAGUCAAGGACGACGAAAUCCUGGUCGCAACAUAAAACCGUGGCCGUCGUUGAAUUUACCAUCCGUAAAGGCGAGCGAAAGGAUGAAGAAUGCCGUAGAAUCGAACAAAGUGGAGCGCGCUAUGCGCAAUUUGCUCAAGUUGCCGUUGGAAGUGCUGGCAGAACCGGACGAGGACGGAGACACAAUGCUGAUGCGUUUGCUGGGAAAUCCGGACGAGCUUGCGAAGAAGAUGGCUUACUUGGUGCCAUUGGUCGAACGGUUGAGCAUCCUGAAGAACGCGCUCUCUGCUACCAAUCGCCGCGGCGAAGAUGCGCUUUAUUUUGCUGCGCUCAACUGUCCACGGUACAGUUACGUUACCGGCUACUUGGCCGCCACUUUGUUGGAAAAGGGGAUCGACGUUAGUCAACGAUUGUACAAUACCCGCGGUGAUACGCUGAUUCACUUGGUAGCAGCGCAGGGAGAUUCUCACGCCGAAACGUUGGCCGAGUUGCUGGCGUUGAAGACGAGCCAAGGAAAUAGAGUAUUCGAUUUAUCCAAGCGCAACUACGACGGCAAAACGGCUCUUCACGUGGCGAUAGAAUCUCACGAUCCAACGACGAAAGGAGUCGUAUCGCUCGAAACGGUGAAGCUGUUGCUGAAAUGCGGUGCAGACCCGACCAUCAAAGAGACGAGAUGCGGCGAUAACGCUUUACAUAUGGCUGUAUCUUUACCCUCCGACCCUGCCCUUGUCAAGGUGCUGUUGGACGAGCACGCCGUUGAUCUAGUGAACGCGAUCAACUACAAUCACGACACAGCGUUACACGCUGCCGCAACUUUGUCGAAUAAUGUCCCCUUGGAGAUACAAACGCAGCUGUUUUGGCUGUUGACUCGAGCUGGCGGACACGGCAAUUUAUCGAAUCAGCAGGGAAAGACCCCUUUGGCUCUCGUAUCGGCCGAAAGGAAACUCGUCAUCGGGAAAAUCAUUAACAGCAAAUCGCAAUACGCUCCUAUAAAUACAACGGUUCAAGAUUCUCGCUUCGUCGCGUAUGCCGUCGAUCGGAAGUCGUCUUUGCCUACGAACGAUUCGUACUUCGACCUUCCCGCGUAUCUUUCAGGAUAAAAAUACUACCGCGUCUAUCGAUUGCUCGUUUGUUCAUUUCCGAAUGACAUCUGUGCGCUCGAACGUAACGGAAUUAACGAACGUGGAAUCAAACGCGAAGAGCAACGAGUGGAGAAUGGGCUGUGCAAUAUCGGAGAAGAAAAGAAUAGCGAAAGUCGACGGGUCUCGGGGCAGAACUCGACGGCGAACAACGUGUGCGCUUUCUCUCGAUCGCGGUGAAAGGGAUGAUUUGAAAUUGAAAAGGUAUAUACAUGUACCUUUAGUAUACAUUACAUUCGGUAUAGAUUAUGCAUUCGCAUUCGCGUACUCGUUCAGCCGGGACGACGAGUUUAACGACAGAACGAAACGCGUUCGUCUCGAACAACGGGUACGUCACUCAAUAUAAAAGUUGCGUGAAACGGCUGUCCAUCUUAAUCCCGACAGCCGGCCGAUUCCGAUUCGGUGCCGGAUGUCGGCAACGUCACCGCGACAACCUUCGCUCGCCUAUACGACUCUCGUUCUUUCCAGUCCACGGGGAACGUCGAAUUCGAAGGAUCUCCGUGUAGGUAUCGUCGAGCAGGAUAGAGAAACGAUUAUCGGAAUUCCAAGAUUUCGUAGGUUAGAAGGAAUCGCGAAUUGGAAAUUGGAGACUCGUUCGAUCGAAAAAGUUGGUGGUCUCGGUGCGCGCGUAAAACCGGGGAACACGGAAGGGAAGCCGAAAUGAAGGAGCUGACGAGAUUGAUAAGUUGCUUGGCGGUUCUCGGAGUGGCAAGGAAUAUCGACGAACGAUGCAAAAUCGACGAGCUGUCGAGGAUAACGUGUCGAUGCGUCGGCAAAGAGGUAAGUGCCGAGGGGGUGAGAACAGAGAGAGAGAGAGCGGACACGUUUUCUAUUCUCUUUUGACCGUUCCGUCUGUCCACUUACAUAUGUAUCCUAUUGUAUAUCGUAUAUUUUAUAUCGUAUAUCGUAUAUCGUAUAUCGUAUAUCGUCUAUUGUACAUCGUGUAUCGUAUAUCGUAUAUUGUAUAUCGUGUAUUCUAUUGUAUUAUUAUUAUAUGAUAUUGUAUAGUACGAAUGUGUCUACGUAAAUACGACGAGUCAGCUCUGGUUUAGCUCGGCCAAACGAUGCGUCGUGAAACGUUGUUCGCUUUUAGGAAUUUGUUCUGCCCGAUGGAUACAACUACGAAAACGUGACGAGUCUGCGAAUCGCAUCCUGCGCCUCCGCGAAUCUGCAUUUCUCCAGUUUGACGGAAGCCGACCGAAUCACCGAGAUAAUCGUACAGAAUAUCAGCGACCGUUUGAUUU
Messenger RNA from Nomia melanderi (Alkali bee), 4309 nucleotides. RefSeq lists its product as uncharacterized. Gene Ontology annotation, cellular component: nucleus. The record is from RefSeq and is a predicted model, not a curated record. Gene Ontology annotation, biological process: regulation of gene expression. Gene Ontology annotation, molecular function: protein binding. Lineage: Eukaryota; Metazoa; Arthropoda; Insecta; Hymenoptera; Halictidae.